GAGAUAUACAUUAUAUAGAUUCUUGAACAAGUGGGCUGGUGGGUUUCGUCAUGAUACCAUGAGCUCAGUAGUCAAUAUUUGUAGUUAUGUUAAGGUUCGAAGUAUUCCAUUUUCAGUUUGAUUUUGAUCAUUCUUUGACUUCUCUCUGUCACAUUGACUGAGAUGUAUUGGGUCAAUGAAUGGUUGGUGGAUCCAUUUUUUUUAGUAUAUAACAGCUUCAUUAAACUUGAGCUUUUCAUUUUCAUCUCUAGUUUUGACCAUUUUCAUGGCAAUGGUGUCUCAAAUUCAAAACAAGGCUUUACAAAUAGUUAUAAUUUGUUCUGUUCUGCUUGUUACUGUUAUUUCUGCAGAACCGAGCUUAGAAUCUGAAAUUGAGGCAUUGAAUGCAUUCAAGAAUGCAAUAGCUGAUGACCCUCUUGAAGCACUUGCUAAUUGGACAGAGGCAAGCCAUCACUGCAACUGGUCUGGUAUUGUCUGCGAUUCUUCCUCAAAUCGCGUCAUUUCCAUUUCUCUAUUUGGGAUGCAGCUGCAAGGGAAAAUAUCUCCAUUUCUUGGAAACCUUUCAGCACUACAGGUUCUUGAUUUAACUUCAAAUUUAUUCACUGGUCAUAUUCCACCUCAGCUGGGACUUUGCUCCCAGCUGAUUAGUCUCUCUCUUUAUCAAAAUUAUCUGUCGGGUCCGAUUCAUGCAGUAUUAGGAAACCUUCAAAAUCUGCAGUAUGCAGAUUUAGGUAGUAAUUUCUUGAAUGGAAGCAUUCCUGAAAGCAUUUGUAAUUGCACCUCCUUGCAAGCGUUUGGUGCCGAUAAUAACAACCUGACUGGCACAAUACCUACAAACAUAGGCAACUUAGUUAACUUGCAAAGUUUUGUGGUACAUGUAAACAACUUAGUGGGUUCAAUACCUGUUUCCAUUGGAAAGUUGCAAUCUUUGCAAAUUUUACAGCUUGCUGCAAAUCGCUUGUCUGGAGAAAUACCUAGAGAAAUAGCAAACUUGACCAACUUAGAGUACCUUGUAUUGUUCAAUAAUUCCUUUGUCGGCAAAAUCCCUUCUGAACUAAGUCACUGCAAGAAGCUUGUCAAUCUUGAACUAUACAGCAAUCAUUUCACUGGAGCCAUUCCCUCAGAGCUCGGAAAUUUGAGGCAAUUAGAAACAUUGCGAUUGUACAAAAAUAGGCUAAAUUCCACAAUUCCUCUCUCCUUAUUCCAGUUGAUAUCAUUAACCAAUUUAGGUCUCUCGGAGAACCAGUUAACUGGAGUAGUACCUCAUGAGAUAGGAUUUUUGAGGUCAAUGCGGGUGCUGACACUACAUUCAAACAAGUUUACAGGGGAGAUACCUUCAUCGAUAACAAACCUGACAAAUUUAACAUACUUGUCCAUUAGCAUGAAUCUCCUCACAGGAAAGAUUCCAUCAAAUAUAGGUAUGCUUUACAAUUUGAGGAACCUUAGUCUAAGCUCUAACCAUCUUGAGGGAUCUAUUCCUUCUAGCAUCACCAAUUGUACUAAGCUUUUAUACAUAGAUUUAGCUCAGAAUAGACUUACUGGGAAACUCCCCUGGGGUUUGGGACGGUUGCAAAAUGUAACAAGACUAUCUGUUGGACAGAAUCAACUAUAUGGGGAAAUACCUGAUGACAUUUAUAACUGCUCCAAUCUUGCUCUCUUAAGUUUGGCUGAGAACAAUUUUAGUGGAUUGCUAAAACCAGGGAUUGGUAAGCUCUACAACCUCCAAACUUUGAAAGCCGGCUUCAAUUCAUUUGCGGGGCCCAUUCCAUUACAGGUUGGCAAUUUAAGUCAACUGAUUACUUUAUCACUUGCCGGCAAUAAGUUUCCAGGCCCCAUUCCACUAACAUUAUCCAAGCUUUCUCUCCUCCAAGGGCUUUCCUUGCAAGACAAUGCUCUAGAAGGUGCAGUUCCUGAGAAUAUUUUUGAACUGAAACAUUUAACUAUUCUCAUGCUGGGGCUUAACAGGCUCACAGGUCCAAUUCCAGCUGCUGUCUCAAAACUUGAAAUGCUUUCGUACUUGGACCUGCAAAGCAAUAUGUUUAAUGGGUCCAUUCCUACAAGUAUGGGACAUCUCAAUAGGCUCACAUCGCUUGAUCUCUCUCACAACCAUCUGACAGGAUCAAUUCCUGGAUCCGUGAUAGCAGGCAUUAAAAAUAUACCAAUAUUUCUCAAUUUGUCACACAAUUUCUUGGAGGGAAAUAUUCCAAAUGAGCUAGGAAUGUUGGAAGUUGUUCAAACCAUUGAUCUCUCAAACAAUAAUCUCUCAGGAACCAUUCCUGAAAGACUUGGAGGUUGCAGAAAUUUGUUCUCUCUUGAUCUGUCAGGGAACAAACUCUCUGGUUCGAUUCCUGCUAAAGUUUUCAGUCAACUGAAUGUGCUUACGAGCAUAAACCUCUCCAGAAAUGAUUUAGAUGGUCAAGUCCCUGAAAGCUUGGGAGAACUGAAACAUCUAUCUACCCUUGACCUGUCUCAGAACCAGCUGAAGGGCAAAAUACCUGAGAGCUUUGCUAAUCUUUCUGCCUUGCAACAUCUGAAUCUUAGUUUCAAUGAACUUGAAGGCCAAGUUCCUAAGACCGGCAUUUUCAAAAACAUAAACACUUCCAGUCUGAUUGGAAACCCUCAUCUCUGUGGGACCAAAUCUCAAAGACCAUGCAGCAGGAAGAGUUCACAUUCCUUAUCCAAGAAGACAAUGUGGAUUCUCAUAUCACUUGGAGUGGUUUUCAUGCUUCUCAUUCUAGCGGUAGUGAUUUCAUUACUCCUCCAACGUGCCAAAGACAAAAACCCUGGAUCAGAAAGAAUUGAGAAUGUAGAACCAGGAUUUGCUUCAGCACUGAAACUCACAAGGUUUGAGCCCAUUGAAUUAGAAAAUGCUACUAGUUUCUUCAGCGAAGAUAAAAUAAUUGGAGCCAGCAAUUUGAGCACUGUUUACAAAGGUCAAUUAGAAGAUGGACAGAUUGUAGCAGUAAAGAAACUGAAUUUGCAGCAGUUCCCUGCAGAAUCUGACAAGAGCUUCUACAGAGAAGUCAAAACAUUGAGCCAGCUGAGACACAAGAAUCUAGUUAAGGUACUUGGCUAUGCCUGGGAGAGCGGUAAAAUAAAGGCUUUAGUUCUGGAAUACAUGAAUAAUGGGAGCUUGGAGAGCAUCAUCCAUGAUCAUCAUGUUGAUCAAUCAAGGUGGAUUUUAUCUGAGAGAAUAGACAUCUGUAUUUCGAUUGCAAGUGGGCUGGAUUACUUGCAUUCUGGUUAUGACUACCCCAUUGUUCACUGUGACUUGAAACCGUCUAAUGUUCUGUUGGAUAGUAAUUGGGUUGCCUAUGUGAGUGACUUUGGAACAUCCCGAAUACUAGGGGUUCAUCUCCAGAAUGGCAGUAGCCUUUCAUCAUCAUCAGCUUUUCAAGGCACCAUAGGCUACUUGGCACCAGAAUUUGCAUACAUGAGGAAGGUCACAACUAAAGUAGAUGUAUUCAGCUUUGGGAUUUUAGUAAUGGAGUUCCUGACGAAACGAAGGCCAACAGGACUGACUGAAGAGGAUGGACAACCAAUCAGUCUAACUCAACUCAUUGAGAAAGCCCUUAGCAAUGGCAUCAAUGGACUUCUUCAAGUUUUAGAUCCUUUGGUUGCCAUGAACGUGUCCAAGGAGGAAGAAACAAUAAAAGAGCUCUUAAAGCUCGCCUUGUGCUGUACCAACCCAAAUCCUGAUGAUCGACCCAACAUGAAUGAGGUGUUUGCUUCCCUCAAGAAGCUAAAAAGUGCAAGAUACUGAACUUCUGCAGUGCAUACUAAGAGUGGGAAGAAUACCUGCACUACAGACUCAAUUGCACAUUGUAUUCUGAAUUUUGUUCAAACGCUUGUCAUGUUUUGAAGAGGGAAAUUGAGCCAAAAAUUCGAUCUCAGUAACUUUUGUGGGCAGUGAAUCAAAGCAAAACUAUUAAUAUCUUGUUCAGAAAAUAAGCAUAAGAUUAAGAAUUUCACAAAUAUGCACAAUAACCAAUGAGCGAAGAGAAUUUUCUCUUUGGAGUACUGUAUGCGAAAAUAUUUCCAUAAUCUGUUGGACGGAAGAGGAGGAGAGGACUUUUGAUCAAGAGUGUUUUUCUAUAUGUAUUUCAAUUGUCAACACCAUAGACUUUUAUAGUCAUGCAAAUACAUAGCUUGGAAACACCAAAAGG
Molecule: messenger RNA, 4166 nt
Organism: Jatropha curcas
Lineage: Eukaryota; Viridiplantae; Streptophyta; Magnoliopsida; Malpighiales; Euphorbiaceae
Gene: FLS2
Product: Leucine-rich receptor-like protein kinase family protein
Biological process (GO): protein phosphorylation
Molecular function (GO): protein kinase activity; receptor serine/threonine kinase binding; ATP binding
Source: RefSeq, a predicted model, not a curated record